AUGGUGAAAUCUGUAAACAAGAAAACCUCAUGCCUGACAAUCCUUUCCUCCCUCUCUUCUUUUUUCAGAUCAUUUACUCAUCUCCCUGUAAAAGUAAUCCCAUCACAUGCGUUUGAAGGACUUAGAGAUGCCUUCAUCAUUGAAAUCUCUCAGAGCGACUCCCUGGAGAGAAUAGAAGCGAGUGCAUUUGACAGCCUUCCCACUUUGUCUGAAAUAUUAAUCCUGAACACAAAAAAUCUGUUGCACAUUGAGGAUGGAGCAUUCAGAAACCUUCCAAGGCUAAAAUACUUGAGCAUUUGUAACACUGGAAUAAGACAGUUUCCAGACCUGACACAGAUCUUCUCAUUAGAAGCUCAUUUUAUUUUGGAGCUCUGUGAUAACCUGCAUAUGACAACUAUACCACAAAAUGCUUUCCAGGGGAUGAACAAUGAAUCACUGACACUUAAAUUGUACAAAAAUGGAUUUGAAGAUAUCCAUAGCCAUGCCUUCAAUGGGACAAAGCUGAAUCAAUUAAUCCUGAAGGACAAUAAGAAGCUCAGGUGGAUACACAACGAUGCCCUGAGAGGGGCCACAGGGCCAGAUGUCCUGGACGUUUCUUCAACAGCACUGGAGUCCCUGCCUAGUUACGGACUCGAGGCCAUUCAAGUCUUAAAUGCAACGUCAUCUUACUCGUUAAAGAGACUGCCACCACUGGAUAAAUUCAGCAGUCUUCUAGAAGCUGUUCUAACGUAUCCCAGCCACUGCUGUGCUUUUCGAAAUCUAAGGACAGAAAAACAAAAUUCCUUGCUUUCCAUUUUUAACAACUUCUCCAAAGAGUGUGAAAGCACCAUGAGGAAACCAACUAAUGAAAUACUGUAAGUACCACUCUGCAUACAGAUAGUGGAAGUAGCAAAUACGAACCUCCCCCUCCUGCUGUUCAUGUGCUUUUUCUAGAACAGCACGUCUUUUGCUGCCAAUUUAGUCACCCUUACAAGUUGCACAGUGGUAAUUUUACUAUCAUUAAACCACGAUUUGUAAUUUUUAUGUUCAAAAGGAAAGGG
Molecule: messenger RNA, 1040 nt
Organism: Athene cunicularia (burrowing owl)
Lineage: Eukaryota; Metazoa; Chordata; Aves; Strigiformes; Strigidae
Product: lutropin-choriogonadotropic hormone receptor-like
Exons: 9
Coding region: 1-858 (285 amino acids)
Biological process (GO): luteinizing hormone signaling pathway; male gonad development; ovulation cycle process
Cellular component (GO): membrane
Molecular function (GO): luteinizing hormone receptor activity
Source: RefSeq, a predicted model, not a curated record